AGCAGAGAGAGACAUCCCGAUGACGGUUUUCUUUUAUUGUCUGAUUACUUCAUGAUCAAGAGACAAUCUCCUAGAGCUGAUCCAGAGAGAGUAUUGGCAUGGCAAGAAUCUUUUAGAAGAGAUCUUGAGAUGACAGAUGUAACAUCUGAGUUUGAAAAUGCGGGUGAAGGUGGGGAGCAUGCAAAAUCUGGAUCCCCGGAUGAUGAUGGAUGCAAUACAGUAAUUGCAGAUAACUGUCAGCGCAUAUUUGUUUAUGGUCUAAAGCUUUUAUGGAAUCUCGACAAUAGAGCUGCUGUUUUUUCAUUUGUUGGUGGAUUGACUAAAGCUUUUGAACCUCCAAAACCAUCUCCUUCUCGGCAAUAUACUCAAAUGAAGUUGCUUGAGGAGAAGAGUAAGGUAGUUGAAAACUCGGAGACGUCUCAAGAUGAUCACCAAACGUCUCCUCCUAGUCAAGAAGUCAGUUCAUCACCUCCACAAAAUGCUGGAAUAUCAGAACCACAAUUGCAAAGGUCACCCUCUAAUUCAGUCAAGGUGGAAAGUCCUAAUGCAACAGCAAAACCUAGUAAUAAUGAAGAGUCCGAUGGAGAGGGGAUCCGACAUUUCAUGGUGAAUGUCAUUGAGCCACAAUUCAAUCUUCACUCUGAAGAUGCAAAUGGUAGAUUUUUGCUUGCUGCUGCUAGUGGACGUGUCUUAGCUCGUUCAUUUCAUUCAGUCAUGCAUAUUUGCAGUGAGGAAAUUCAACAGUCUCUUGCCGGAAAUGUUCAAAACUCAGAAUAUCUCUCACAAAUGACAUGGAGCCGCAGAGAGUUUUCCAUGAUGUUAGAGCAUGUGCAGGCUCAUGUUGCUCCAACUGAUGUAGAUCUAGGGGCUGGAAUACAGUGGCUUCCCAAAAUUCGUAAAAACUCACCAAAAGUGAAAAGGACAGGAGCUUUACUAGAACAAGUUUUCAUGCCUUGUGAUAUGUUUUUCCGUUAUACAAGGCAUAAAGCUGGCUCUCCAGACUUGAAGGUGAAGCCCUUGAAAGAGCUUUCUUUCAAUUCGCAGAAUAUAACUGCAACAAUGACAUCUCGCCAAUUUCAAGUUAUGACAGAUGUGUUAACCAAUCUCCUCCUUGCUAGGGCUCCAAAGGCUCGAAAAGUUAAUCUGUCAUAUCAAGUUGAGGAUGAUGAUGUCGAAGAGGAGGCAGAUGAAGUCGUUCCUUAUGGUGUCGAAGAGGUAGAAUUAGCAAGAAUCAACCAUGAACAAGAAGAACGUGCCAUAAUGUUAAUCUUGGAUGACAUAAGGAAAUUGUCUCUUUGCAAUGAUGUGUGUGGAGAGGAAUGCUCAGAGAAGGAUAUGGAACCGUGGAUGGUAACUGGUGGAAGAUCUGUACUGGUGCAAAAACUAAAGGAAGAGCUAGCAAGUGCCAAAAAAUCUAGAAAAGCUGCAUCUGCUUCUCUAAGGACAGCCCUGCAGAAGGCUGCACAGAUACGUUUGAUGGAGAAAGAAAAGAAUAAAAGUCCUUCACAUGCUAUGCGCAUUUAUUUAAGAAUUAAUAAAGUUGCUUGGAGCAUGCUUAUAGAUGGAAGAUCAUUUGCUGAAGCUGAGAUUAACGACAUGAUUUAUGAUUUUGACAGGGAUUACAAAGAUGUUGGUGUUGCAAAGUUCACAAUAAAAUUCUUUGUUAUAAGAAACUGUCUGCCGAAUGCCAAGUGUGACAUGGUUCUUUCAGCCUGGAAUCCUCCUCCUGAAUGGGGAAAAAAAGUUAUGCUACAUGUAGAUGCAAAACAGGGGCCUCCAAAAGAUGGACACUCUCCUAUUGAACUACUUCAGGUAGAGAUUUACCCCUUGAAGAUUCAUUUGGCUGAGACAAUGUACAGAAUGAUGUGGGAGUACCUUUUUCCAGAAGAAGAACAAGACUCCCAUCAACGGCAGGAAGUAUGGAAAGUUUCGACUACCGCUGGUUUAAAGCGUGGAAAGAAAGGUUCGUCUGCAAAUGAAGCUACGAGUCCCUUGACUAAAGACUCUCAGAGCUCCUCCAAAUCAAGCAUGUUCACCUUACCACAUUCUUCUUUUACAGAUUCCUCAGAUGCAACCAAGUUACGAAGGACUGCAUCCUUUGACAGAACAUGGGAGGAAAAUGUUGCUGAAUCAGUUGCUAAUGAACUUGUAUUGAAAGUUCAAUCAUCGAGUGUCUCUUCAUCAAAGACCAGUUUGGAGCUGCAAGACGACACAGCUAAAAAUAAACCAAAAGACUCCAAUAAAAUUGUUAAAUCUGCGCGAUCCAGUCAGGAAGAGAAAAAGGCAGUAAAAGCAAAUGAUGAAAAAAGGCCUCGAAGAAUGAGAGAGUUCCACAAUAUUAAGAUUAGUCAGGUAGAGCUCUCGGUGACAUAUGAAGGAUCCAGAUUUGCUGUAAGUGAUUUAAGAUUGCUGAUGGAUACAUUUCAUUGUGUUGAAUUUACCGGAACCUGGGGGAGGCUAUUCUCGCGAGUUAAGAAACACAUCAUAUGGGGAGUAUUAAAAUCGGUCACUGGAAUGCAGAUUAAGAAGUUCAAAAUAGGCAAAGACCAUAGCCAAAAAGACAGCAGUGGCAAUGUUCCCAACAUAGAUCUCAACCACAGUGAUGGGGAAGGAGGUUCAACCGGGACAUCCGAACAGCACCCACUAUCAUGGCCUAAGCGCCCCAGUGACGGGGCAGGUGAUGGGUUUGUCACUUCGGUGAAGGGCCUUUUUAGUUCUCAUCGCCGCAAGGCAAAAAACUUUGUGCUUAGGACAAUGAGAGGGGAUGCAGAGAAUGAUUUACAUGGUGGAGAGUGGAGUGAGAGUGAAGCAGAGUUCUCUCCUAUUGCCAGGCAACUCUCUGGUUCAAAAGCUCGGAGAUUGAUCAGGCGGCACACCAAGAAGUUUAACCCUAAACUGCAAAAAGGUUUAUCUUCUGCGGAUGGAGAAUCAAUUCCCUCAUCCCCUCAGGAUGCAAUGUAUGACAGUGAUGCUUCGAGUGAGUCCUCGCCAAACGAGGACUACUGUGAAUAGAUAUGUUAGAAGCACGCCAUUGAUGAGUCAGUGCAUGGAACCAAACAGAGGGCAUUCAUACUAUGCCAAGGGCUUAUAUAUAUAAAUGGUGGGGGUUGGUCCAAUCUUCAUUAUUUUCCAUUUCUAGUUUCUAUAUGUAGUGGUCAGGAUCCCUUAAAAUUUUGGUACAUAGGUGGAAUCGUACUAGAGGCAAACAUUUGGACAUUAAAAAGUGUCCUUAAUUUUUGUUAGGCAACUUAGCAAGCGAAGAUAAAGGAUGGGGGGAAAUCAUCACCUCUUUAUUCCUUUAUAGUUUAUACUCCACUAAAGGGCUCAAUUAUCU
Messenger RNA from Cuscuta campestris, 3334 nucleotides. Lineage: Eukaryota; Viridiplantae; Streptophyta; Magnoliopsida; Solanales; Convolvulaceae. The record is from the annotation of a GenBank genome assembly.